Molecule: messenger RNA, 2897 nt
Organism: Drosophila ananassae
Lineage: Eukaryota; Metazoa; Arthropoda; Insecta; Diptera; Drosophilidae
Product: sulfhydryl oxidase 1-like
Exons: 1
Coding region: 69-2828 (919 amino acids)
Biological process (GO): protein folding
Cellular component (GO): Golgi membrane
Molecular function (GO): protein disulfide isomerase activity; flavin-dependent sulfhydryl oxidase activity
Source: RefSeq, a predicted model, not a curated record
AGUUGUUUUUUUGGAAUAACAAAAGAAAUAGACAUUAAAAAAUAAUAAUAGGUGGGGCUCUACUUAAUAUGAAUGCGGAUCAAAAGUGUCGCGUUUUAUUAAUAUCAUGGGUGUGUAUGAUAAUAGUCGACCAAAUUAACGGUCUUAUAGAGGUAACGGGUAAGAAAAAGCAUUUGGUUCAAUAUUAUUAUCCUAAAAGAGCCAACACACAAACAAAAUCGAUGCUGUUUGACGAAAAUAUAGACAUUAUAAGGAAGGUUUUGGAGCGACCCAAGCUAACAUUUCAAGCUGACAUUGAAAUUGCCAUCUAUACUCUGGUGCACAGUGAAAUACCAAAGAUAAAAUUCAUCAAGGGUAAGUCCUUUGUGACCUUGAUGAAGUUCCUGGACGUUCUGGUGAACUUGAGCCCUAUGAAAAUUGACAGAAAUGCUUGGUCCAAAAAGUUAAAGCGCAUCAUGGACACCUCCAUGGGUAUGAUGUUCGGCGUGAUGUUCCGGGACUUGAUCUACAGUCAGGAGGUGUCGCUUGGGAAAUUGAUAAGCGCCGAUGACUUUGUGGAAUGCCGCAGAUCGGCGGCCUAUCCCCGGGGCUUCAGCUGUGCCCUUUGGCAUUUGUUCCACUACCUGACUGUACAGGCGAGCUUGUCAAAGCCGCAUAAAUACAAACCGGGCAUCGUGUUGAAUAUUAUUGCAUCGUUUAUCAGGUACUUCUUUCCCAGCUGCCCCGAAUGUUCCAGGACUUUCCAGCAAAUAGCCGAGGACCGUAAAAUCCACGAGGUGCGGGACUACGACGACGAGAUCCUGUGGCUGUGGGAAGCCCACAAUGAAAUCAACAGGCAUCUGGCGGGCGGCAAGCUGGAGGAUCCGCUUUUCCCGAAAAAGCCAUUCCCCACUGAGAAGGGCUGUCCAGACUGCAAGACCAACGGCGUUUGGGACCGGAAAAGAGUGCUGGCCUAUUUGAAGGACAUCUACUCUACGGAAAAACUGAGUAAAUUAAAUUUGGUCCCUAAAAAUAAUGUGACUGAACCCAAAGUGGAUCCCAAGAAACCGAUGGGGAAGGACGAAACAGAUACUGGCAAUUCUACAAUCACCAAGGAGGUAUCGAAUGGUAAAAGGAGCAGAGGGAGGCAUUCCCAUAGAAGGAGCAGAGGGAAACGAAGUGCAGAUUGUGCUUUUGGAAACAGCCGACUCUAUAGCCCAUUGGACAACGUUGAAGUGUUAACCAACGACACUCAAAAAGCGAUCCUCGGCGCGCCGGACUUUGCCAAAUUGGUGCAAUUUAUGAAUAUUUUUUGCGAAGAUUGUCGCCGAUAUGCGCCUACCUUCAAGAAGCUCGCCCGUCAAAUGGCGAAAUGGAAGCCCAUUUUGCACAUCUAUGUGGUGGACUGUGCUCAAGAGGAGAGUCAAGAAAUGUGUCGGGAUUAUGAUAUGGAAACACCCACAAUUCGGUUUUAUCCCCCGAAUUUUUCGAUGGAGCGAGAUGGACUCGGUAUUAAUAUGACUCAGACAAAGCCAAAUAAAUUGAUUGAGGAGGUGCGAGGACACUUGGUUAAGCAGAACUACUCCGGCGGUAGGGUGAAUUUUAAUCCCGUUGGGCCAAAUGAGAGCUUGACAGAAAUCUUCAAAUCCUCGGGAAACAAUACCUACGACAAUGUUGCCUUGGUUUCUCAAAAGAAGGACUCGUUGGUCGGCAAGCAAACUGCUAUUGACCUGCUCCCAUUUCCGAACAUAGGGGUUCGAAUGGUGGAGGUUCCUAAGGUGAUGGCGAACUUUAAAGUGGAUCCUAUAAAAGUUAAAAUGGUGGUUUUGGACCAACUAGGAACUCCACAAAUAGUUUCCUUGAAAGGCAAUAGUGAUGACUAUGUUAAGCAAAUUUCUAAUUUCCUCGAAUUUGGCGGUCACACACCUUUGCCCACUCUACCCACCACGGUGGCCCCUAGUGAGAAUGAAAAUUUUGUGAAUCAGGCCAUUUCAGAACGUAUAAUUUCGGGUCCUCUGAAGAUCUACAGAGCCGACCUGGAACAGGCCAUCGAUAAACUCCUGCACAUCGAACUACCUAAGAUGCCGGUCAUCGAAGGGGACAAGCUCCAUAGCCUGAUAAACAUAACCAACCUAUUGAGCAGCUUUAAUCCCUUGAACCAAAAUGGCAGAAAACUCUUAGAAAAGCUGAAUAGAUAUCUGAAAGAAGUCACUAAAAUCUCAGGCGAUGAAUUGACCCAGAAAAUUAAUCUUAUCGAGUCGCAAGGUGGGAAGAUCUUUAAUGCACAACGUUAUGUAGGUUGCCUUAAGCCAACCUUAAGUGCUUUCAAUUGCUCUCUGUGGACAAUUUUCCAUCAUCUGACGGUGGAGGCUGCCAAAAAUCCAAAGAAGUUCCGGCCUGGCUCCGUUCUCUGGACCCUACUCGGAUUCGUCAAGCACUUCUUUGGCUGCGCGGAGUGUGCGAGACACUUCGAGGAAAUGGCCAAGAGGAGGCACAUGGAAUCGGUCAAAACCCACUCAGAUGAGAUCCUCUGGCUCUGGGCAGCCCAUAACGAAGUCAAUAAACGGCUGGCUGAUGAUCUAUCUGAAGACCCCAGGUUCCCCAAGAUUCAGUUUCCCUCAAGCAAAGAUUGCCCAUCCUGUCGAAAUCAGAAGAACGACUUUAUAGAGUCAGAGGUCCUGAAGUUUUUAAAAGGUAUCUAUGACAUAAGUCAUGUUAGCUCUUAUGGAUUGCCCUCAACUAAUGGCUAUGUACAAAAAAAAAUGUAUGUUUCAAAUGCCAAUAAAAACUUAAACGAUGUUAUAAUUGAGCUUAGAGGUAAACCCAAAAAACGUAAAGAUAAUAUAUAAAAGAUAUUUCUAUGUCUCUGGCAAUAUGAGCCAUUUCAUGAUAUAAAGUCUUGUAAAGAUGUGUCUUUA